UCCCAGGCGGGCGCCGAGGGCCCGCACCUGUCGCUGCAGGGGAGCUGCCAGCGCCCUCCCCGCCCCCCCGCGCGGCCCGGGCCCUCGGCCCCCGGCUGGCGCAGCGCGCUCUAUUUAUAUCGCUGGGCCCAGACAGGCCCAUAUUGGGCAGUGCCCGCCGGCCCAGCCCGCUCGCUGCCCUGCCCCGCCCCGGCCGGCCCGGUCUGCGCGGCCACCGGGCCAGGUCACGGCGCCAUCGCUGCGGCCUCUGCGGAGCGGUGGGGCCGUGCCUCGAGCCGGGGAUCAGCAGCUAGUGUACAACAUAAGUGAACUGGACAAUUUCAGAAAGUAUGCAGUGCUCACUAUGGAAACAGGAUUCUUUUCUUUCCAUCAGGAGUGUUCCAGGACAUCUCUGUUGCUUUGUGAAUAAUCAGAAAUGCAAAUAGCCCCUCAAGAAUCCAGCUAAAUUUGAAGACGUCGUACUUAGAAACAUUGAAAAGUGUAUCAUGGAGUGCAAGACUGAGGGAAAAGAAAAAUACCAACAUAGUUUGAACUUACUGAAUCAAGUUAAGAACAUGAGAGAAUUAGCAGAAAUGAUCGAUGUAGUACUGAUAGCAGAAGGGGAGAAAUUUCCUUGCCACCGGCUGGUCCUGUCUGCAUUUAGUCCCUAUUUCAAAGCUAUGUUCACCUGUGGACUACUUGAAUGUACUCAGAGGGAAGUCAUACUUUAUGACAUCACAGCAGAAAGUGUGUCUGUGAUAUUGAAUUACAUGUACAAUGCGUCUUUAGAAAUCAAUAAUGCCAAUGUACAGACUGUAGCUAUGGCUGCCUAUUUUAUGCAGAUGGAAGAAAUCUUUAGUGUGUGUCAAAAAUAUAUGAUGGACCAUAUGGAUGCCUCAAACUGUGUAGGUAUCUAUUAUUUUGCAAAGCAGAUAGGAGCUGAAGAUUUAUCUGAUCAAUCGAAGAAAUAUUUAUAUCAGCACUUUGCUGAGGUAAGCUUACAUGAAGAAAUACUAGAAAUCGAAGCACACCAAUUUCUGAAACUUAUCAAAUCAGAUGACCUUAACAUAUCGAGAGAAGAGAGCAUUCUGGACUUAGUCCUGAGGUGGGUAAAUCAUAACCAAGAAAUGCGCACAGAGCAUCUUGUUGAGCUUUUGAAGCAGGUCAGAUUGGAACUUAUAAAUCCUUCUUUUUUAAGACAAGCCCUAAAAAGGAACACAAUGCUUCUAUGUGAUGCAAAUUGCAUUGACAUAAUUCAAAAUGCAUUCAAAGCCAUCAAGACCCCCCAGCAGCACUCUCUAAAUCUUCGUUAUGGCAUGGAGACUACUAGUCUGUUGCUUUGCAUUGGCAACAAUUCUUCAGGAAUCAGGUCAAGACAUAGGAACUAUGGGGACGCCAGUUUUUGUUUUGAUCCUGUUUCACGGAAGACCUAUUUUGUCUCCUCUCCCAAGUAUGGAGAGGGCUUGGGAACCGUGUGUGCUGGUGUGGUCAUGGAAAACAACACCAUAAUUGUGGCUGGAGAAGCAAGUGCCUCUAAACUCUCUAGACAAAAAAACAAGAAUGUUGAAAUCUAUAGGUAUCAUGAUAGAGGAAACCAGUUUUGGGAAAAGUUAUGCACAGCUGAAUUUCGAGAGCUAUAUGCUCUGGGCAGUGUCCAUAAUGACCUCUAUGUUAUAGGAGGACAGAUGAAAGUUAAAAACCAGUAUCUCAUUACAAACUGUGUCGAUAAGUAUUCUGUAGAACGGGACAGUUGGAGAAGGAUGUCUCCCCUUCCACUGCAGUUGGCAUGUCAUGCCGUAGUAACAGUGAAUAAUAAGCUUUAUGUGAUCGGAGGCUGGACCCCUCAGAUGGAUCUUCCUGAUGAAGAACCAGAUCGACUCAGCAACAGACUGUUGCAGUAUGACCCCAGCCAAGAUCAAUGGACAGACCGGGCGCCCAUGAAGUUCUCUAAGUACCGAUUCAGUACAGCUGUAGUCAACAGUGAGAUUUAUGUUUUAGGUGGAAUUGGCUGUGUAGGUCGAGACAAAGGCCAGGUUCGAAAGUGCCUUGAUGUGGUGGAGAUCUAUAACCCUGAUGGGGACUUCUGGAGAGAGGGCCCACCUAUGCCAAGUCCCCUACUCUCCCUUCGAACCAAUUCUACCAACGCAGGAACAGUGGAUGGGAAGCUCUAUGUCUGCGGGGGAUUCCACGGAGCAGAUAGACAUGAAGUUAUCUCCAAAGAAAUAUUGGAGCUGGACCCAUGGGAAAACCAAUGGAAUGUUGUAGCCAUCAAUGUCCUCAUGCAUGACAGUUAUGAUGUCUGCCUGGUGGCCAGGAUGAACCCCCGAGACCUCAUCCCCCCACCUUCAGAUCUGGUGGAAGAAGGCAGUGAGCACUGAAGUCAGUGUUCACUGUAGGACCUCCUGCUAUGUUUGCACAGGAGGCAUUAGGGAUGGAGAGAGCCCAUAGGCACCAGCCAGUCACCCCAAACGUGUGUGUGGCAUACUUAGCAACCCAUGUGCGAAGCAGUGUAUGCUGGGUGCUAUGAUAGGGAGUGUGCAGAGUCUGUGCUCAGGGACCUCCAGUUGGCUGGGAUGGACCAGACAUUACAAGGUCAAAUGUGGCAACAACACAGGGAGCACACAAGGUGAGUAGUAUCAUAGGAAUGAAGAGAUGGAGGGACCUCACGCUGCUGGGGACUCAAGGACAACAUUGCCAAGGAAUAGGCCUUUUACUGGGGCCUUGAAUGGUGAGGUGAGGAAGAAGCAGUCCCAUGGGUGCAGCUCAUGGGGGACAUCACAGAGACAGCUGAGCAACGGCCUAAAGCUGGGUCUGAUUGCCUGGGCUAUAGGCUCUGCUUCUAAGGCUGGAAAAAGAGGUUGUAGAUAAGUGAUCAACACUUGGAAAACCAAGGACUUUGGACCUGGUCUCCAAGCAGGGGAAUCAUCUCAACAUCUUCUGAAGUUAAAAGAAGAUUUCUCUUUGUGUUCUGUUCCAGUUUCAGUCUUACAGAGACUUUCUAUUCUGGUGUAGAACACUCUUCUACUUCAGUGGCAUUGCCCAAAAUGGGGCUAGCAGUGGACUGCAAGUUCCAAACAGCCCAGGCACUCAAGCUCGACCACAGUGAGCAAAGAAACUGCACCCUCAGCCAGGUCAGGGACAGGGAUGGGGAGCUCUGCUGUCCUGGCCCACUCUGUGAGUGUCCUGGACUAGACUUAUCCAAGCUGCCCUUAAGCACACAUGACCUCCUGCAAAUUGGCCCUGGCUGCAUGCAACUGGCCUAAGCCAUGGAUAGACCAGGCUCUGGAGUGGAGGAGAGAGGAGGUCCAUCCUCUGGGCUGCCUGCUGCCUGCCGUCUUACCCAACCUUUGUAAUAUCUUCCCCAAGAUUGGAACUAGAGAUGGAGCUGCCUGCUUCAGCUCACAGUUGAGCAUGAUCAGAAAACAGCCACUCCCAGAAUAUAUUGUGGAGUUGACAUUUAAAUGACACACGAGGAAUCCAUCUAUUUUACUUGCCAUCCAAACCUCUGGAAGCACAGUGGAUUCAAAGACUGCAUUUUGGUAGCUGUUCCUCAAAAACUUCUCCAGAGUUUCCCAUUGCACAGGGCUCUUUUUUAAACAGGAAUGGUCAGUAAAUUCCCUAGAACUUUCCCAGAGGGAGACAAUGCUAGAUUGAGAUAGCUCUUCUCUGAUGCAGAGCUAUGUGACCGUGAUGUCCGUCAGUGCAUCCUCCCAGGUCCCAGCUGUUAAACCAGGCAGAUGAGGCAGGUCUAUGGAAGCUGGAGCCAGAUGGAAACCUGCUUCUGCCACCAUGAAGAGGAUCCCCACUUAGACCCAGUGCGGGUCGUCCCCAGGUAGGCCAGACUUCCUAAAGUCAAGGGCUGUGUCUGUCACUUUGCAGUUGUGCUACUUGGAACCUACAGUGAUACAUCUUCUAGAUGCAUUGGGUUCAAGAUCGAGGCUCUAGUGCCAGGGUUCCUAAUUAGCUAACUAUGUGAUCUUGGGCCAGGCAACCUUUCCAAAGCCUAUUUUCUCCAUAUGCAGAAAGGGAAGAAAAAUCAUUUUUAGAGCUGGUAUGAGGACUGAGUGAGAGAAUGCUGAGCAAAGUGCCGGUCAGAUACUAAAAUACUAAACAGGCUUUAGCUGCCAUUAUUUCUAGUAUCAUUAUCACUGUAAUCUGCGUUGUCCAAAGCAUAGUGCCCACAACAACCCACUGCUUGAGUGGACUCUCGUGGGAUGGAGAGGAGCUGUGCAUUUCAUUUGAGAUAGUUCUUAAUUUCCCAGACUCGGCCGCUCAGCUCCUCCAGGUGGUGUGCAGAUAAAUAAGCAUCAGCAUCUGUUUUAAGCGUGCUUCUUGUCUGACUUUCAUAUUUGUAAUUAAAAACAAGAUAUCUCUACCCUCCUGCUGUCGGAUAUUGUCAGAGAUUCACCUUUGGACUCCUACCGCUCCUGUUUUCGUUUCUUCAUGGGGGGACAUGUAUGUCAUGGACCACUCUUAAAAAACUUCGACUGUUUGCCAGUUCAUGUCUUUGCAAGGCAGGAUUUCUAGACACUGAGCACAGAACAUAGCAGGGAAAUGAUCUGGAGGCUAAGGCUGGCAAGAGAUGGCAGCUGUCAGUACACCUGGGUCCUGCCUAUGCCCACCAACAAAGUGCCACUGUUCUCACCAAAUUGACUUUAUAAUGAGCAAAUGCUUUCAAUUUGACCUUGCAAAAUAAAAAUGUACUAAUGAAA
Molecule: messenger RNA, 4691 nt
Organism: Nyctereutes procyonoides (raccoon dog)
Lineage: Eukaryota; Metazoa; Chordata; Mammalia; Carnivora; Canidae
Gene: KBTBD12
Product: kelch repeat and BTB domain containing 12
Exons: 7
Coding region: 486-2357 (623 amino acids)
Molecular function (GO): protein binding
Source: RefSeq, a predicted model, not a curated record